Aspergillus ochraceoroseus IBT 24754 is the source of this 771-nucleotide messenger RNA. RefSeq names its product SGNH/GDSL hydrolase family protein. The coding region runs from base 1 to 771 and encodes 256 amino acids. The record is from RefSeq and is a predicted model, not a curated record. NCBI's taxonomy places the organism in Eukaryota, Fungi, Ascomycota, Eurotiomycetes, Eurotiales, Aspergillaceae. The transcript has 4 exons.
AUGGCCCUCAUUUUUGACAAAGUGCUUCUCUUCGGAGACUCAAUCACCGAGGCGGCCUAUGACCCAGAGUCCAGUUUUGGGUUUGGGUCAGCAGUGCAACAUGUUUAUGCCCGGAAAAUGGAUGUGGUACAGCGCGGCUUCAGCGGCUACAACUCUGACCAUGCGCGGGAAAUCCUCCCUCACUUAAUGAAACAAGAGAAUGCCGGAGAUGCUAAAGUCAAGCUGAUGAUUGUCUUCUUUGGGACGAAUGACUCCAUAGCUCCCGAGUCAAAAAAUCACGUCCCCAUCCCAAGAUACAAGGAGAACAUGCGGCAAAUCGUACAGACUGCGCAGGGUGUUGGAGCUAGAGUUGUUAUCGUCGCCCCCGGCCCCUUCAAUUACCACCAGUUCAGAUCGGUGGUGGAGGCCAGCUGGCUUUGUGACCGUGACACCCGAUGGGCUCGUGGCCACUGCGAUGCCGCUAUCGAGCUCGGAAAGGAACUGAAUGUCCCUGUAGUCCCGCUGUGGUAUCUCAUCAUGGCCGACGCCGGCUGGAAGGAAGGAGAUCCUCUCUAUGGCCUUGAGGAGCUUCCAGCGGAGAACCCCCUUACCCCUUAUUUUAAUGAUGGACUUCACUUUCUUGGGAAAGCGUACAAGAUCAAAUUCAUUCAUGUGAUGAAAGCCAUAAAGAACAGUUACCCAGAGCUAGAUCCUGAUCAGCUUCAGCACAAGCUGCCGCUUUGUGAUGAUACUAUGACACUUGAUUCGCUAAAAGCCGCCCUGGGAAGCUAG